GGGAGAAGACUGGUGGAGUGGAGGGCAGGAAGGAGCAGAGGAAGGAAGCAUUGUGUGCGGGGACUCAACAUGAGAUUAUUCAGCCUGGACUGCGACUGGACAUUCACACUUGUCACAGUGGGUCCAGGGAUCACAAUGUCCGUCUGGUGGACCCUCAUCUUCCUGGUGGGGGUGUCAAUGCAGACACAGGGGUCCAGCUCUUUUACAGGAGUCUGUUCGAGACACGUGGAGAAAAUUCCAGUGAUUCACAAUGAGACGUUCAUCCAACCGGUAUAUCAGCCGUAUCUGACAAUAUGCCGGGGUCAGCGCACCUGCAGCACCUACCGGACGGUGUACACUGUGGCGGUCCGGCAGGUGAAAAGGGAAAUCUUAAAAGCAAAUUCCAUUUGUUGCGCGGGAUGGAAGAAAAAGGAUCCGAAUUCUGAAGCCUGUGAAGAAGCUAUUUGCCGUAAACCCUGUCAGAAUGGCGGAACAUGCGUCAAACCCAACAUGUGUCGCUGCCCUGCGGGGUGGGGAGGAAGACACUGCCAUGUGGAUAUAGACGAGUGUCGGCGCCCGUCUCGGUACUGCCCCCAAGUUUGCAUCAAUACCAGGGGCAGCUUCCACUGCGAAUGCAACGCAGGAUAUACUCUGGGAGAAGAUGGAAAAUCCUGUAUAAAAAAUAAGGAACACAAGCCCCAAGUGUCUGUACUGGCCCAACAACCUGAAGAUCAUUCUAAUAAACUCUCCAAUGAGGUGCAGGAUCUCCGAGGCCUUGUCUCAUCCCUGGAGCAGAAACUGGACAACGCACUCUCCGCCCUGCAGAGACUCUUCCCCAUUAAACUGUCAGAGAUCCAAUCGGAGCAGGUGCAGGAAUUCUGGGAGAGGAUUCGUAGUUUGGAUCGGGUGGAUUUCAUGAGUGAUCAGCUGAUGUUCAUGGAGGAGAAGAUGGGAGAAUGUUCCUGCCGCAGCAAUGACAUUGAGAUGCCUGUAGAUCUGAAGCGCUGACCCAUUACAGAAGUCCCCCCCCCCACGAAUUAUUUAUAUACCCCUCCCCCCACAAUGGAAAACACUUAUUUAUGACCCCCUUUUCCUAUUUAUAACCCUCAUUCCUUGACGUCACGAUAAUCAAUAAAUACUAUUUGUAUAGAAUGUGGAUUUCUUGCAGCUCUUAGAACAGAGCGUAAGGGGGACAAACGUGCGCCAUACACAUUAGAUCAGUGUUUCCCAACCAGUGUGCCUCCAGCUGUUGCAAAACUACAUCUCCCAGCAUUCCCAGACAGCUGAAGGCUCAUAUACUUAAUAAGAAAAUAAAAAAAUGUAUAUAAAUUAUGGCUUAUUAAAAAAAACAUAAUUCUGUCUGGAUGUAGCA
Hyla sarda is the source of this 1351-nucleotide messenger RNA. RefSeq names its product EGF like domain multiple 8 (gene EGFL8). Gene Ontology annotation, molecular function: calcium ion binding; signaling receptor binding. NCBI's taxonomy places the organism in Eukaryota, Metazoa, Chordata, Amphibia, Anura, Hylidae. The record is from RefSeq and is a predicted model, not a curated record. Gene Ontology annotation, cellular component: extracellular region; cell surface. Gene Ontology annotation, biological process: anatomical structure development. Bases 70 to 987 code for a protein of 305 amino acids. The transcript has 10 exons.